Molecule: messenger RNA, 942 nt
Organism: Amyelois transitella
Lineage: Eukaryota; Metazoa; Arthropoda; Insecta; Lepidoptera; Pyralidae
Product: peptidyl-prolyl cis-trans isomerase H
Exons: 3
Coding region: 364-918 (184 amino acids)
Biological process (GO): protein folding; protein peptidyl-prolyl isomerization
Cellular component (GO): intracellular membrane-bounded organelle
Molecular function (GO): peptidyl-prolyl cis-trans isomerase activity
Source: RefSeq, a predicted model, not a curated record
UUCAUUAUCGAAUUUCUCGAAUUUCGAUUGAUUAUAUUUUUGUAUUUGAGGUGAGGCUUCUCCAUCACUUCCAUCAAAUAUUAAUAAAUUCCAUGGGCUCCAAUGAAUAGAACUUGUAUCCAGUACCGUAAAACAUGUUUAUUUAAAACUUUUUGUUUUUGUUUUGUUUUCUGUUUUUGAGGUUAGGUGUGUUAUCAUUUCAGUUUUCAAAUCAGGUUAAUACAGUUUCGUACUUUUUAACUAGAAUCCAGUUAUUCCAAUAGUUUUUUUUAUCCACACGAGACUGUUGUGUAUAAUCAAAUUUGUAGGCGUGUUCUAAACGCAGAGUUUAUUUAAGAAACAUCGAUUCGCUAUUUUAUUACAAUGCCCACUUGGAAUCAAAUUCAAUCUCAGCUCAGGAAUCCAAACAAUCCAGUGGUAUUCUUUGAUAUCACCGUAGGGACCACAGAAAUAGGAAGAAUGAUUUUUGAAUUAUUUGCUGAUGUUGUACCAAAGACAAGUGAAAACUUCAGAGAAUUUUGUACUGGAGAAUAUAGAAGAGAUGGUGUACCUUUGGGAUAUAAAGGAGCAACAUUCCACAGAGUUAUUAAAGACUUCAUGAUACAAGGAGGAGAUUUUGUCAAUGGAGAUGGUACUGGUGUCAUGAGUAUUUAUGGUGGUAGUACAUUUGCUGAUGAGAACUUUUCUUUGAAACAUGACUCCCCAGGAUUACUUUCAAUGGCAAAUAGUGGCAAGGACACAAAUGGUUGCCAGUUUUUUAUAACAUGUGCUAAGUGUAAUUUCUUAGAUAAUAAGCAUGUGGUGUUUGGAAGAGUAAUUGAUGGAUUAUUAGUUAUGAGAAAAAUAGAAAAUGUGCCCACAGGACCUAAUAAUAAACCUAAAAUUCCAGUAACAAUAAGUCAAUGUGGGCAGAUGUAAAUAUAAAUAAAAUAUUCUUUUUAA